Racocetra fulgida is the source of this 170-nucleotide messenger RNA. NCBI's taxonomy places the organism in Eukaryota, Fungi, Glomeromycota, Glomeromycetes, Diversisporales, Gigasporaceae. The record is from the annotation of a GenBank genome assembly.
AUGGCAAUGGAUUUAGGAAUUCCAUCGGACAUAGAAAAUCCAAAUGAUAAAACAAACCCAAUAAAUGAAAAAAAUAAAAUCAAAGUAACUGAUUAUACAAAAAGUGAACUUAAAACGAAAAGGAAGUUUACUAUGAUCACUGCCUUAGCUCAAUACUUCCUUGGAUUGCG